AUGUUCCCGUUCACGCCUCAGCUAUCUCUGAAGCCGGCACUGAAUCAGUGCGAUAUCUUGAUUUUUUAUUACGGCGAUGACCUAAACCUGUUGCAUCCUGCAUUCGAAUUUGUUUGGGGCCCCACGGUCAGUGAAAGAGUGGAUGACGUCACUGAUCAUCCGUACGAAAUAUAUCUAAGCCAUGACGAUCCGGCGAUGAUGACUAAAACAGUUUAUCGCCGUGUGGCGCUUUUCGCCUAUCGCGAAGGUCUUGAUCACGCACUGCGAAACGGUCACUCUCUGGGAAGGUUUUUGACGCCCACGGCUGUUGAUGUGAAUGAGGGACCGGCUGUGCUUUUGCCAAAAAUUUCGCAGAUCUUGAAGUUUUUAGAAGAGAAUGUGAGAGUUCAACAAGGCGUUACUGCGAAGUGGAAGCUUCCUGAGGAUUUGAAAGCCGUGCGCCAAGCUGGAAGCACUGAGGAUUUCAUGCGACUCGUCGCCGUGGUGAGGCUGGACGAGGCCUCCCUUCAGACUCUGGCCAAAAUAGACGCUGGCGAAGAUCGGCGCAGACUUUGCGAGUUGUCGCAUGCCUGA
Molecule: messenger RNA, 573 nt
Organism: Amoebophrya sp. A25
Lineage: Eukaryota; Dinophyceae; Syndiniales; Amoebophryaceae
Source: the annotation of a GenBank genome assembly